AUGGGAGAUCUUCCUGAAGCAAUGCAGGUGUGUGAAAAUGUCUUCACUUCCUCUCCAGAACUGGUGGUGUCCUGUCCAGGUGCCUGGUGCUGGCGAUCUCAAUUGAGUAACUACCUAGGAGCAGGAAUGUCGGAUCUUAUGGGUGUCGCCCCGGACAACUGGCCCACGCUGCGUGCCCAGCCCCCGAGUCAGCGCAGCCAGCACCGGGAGCUGGGUGAAAUGCUGCUGCAGAACCUGAAGGUGCAGGAGGAGUCGCCCUUCGGAGUGGGGGCCCUCACUCACCUGCUGCUCUCCGGGAGUCCUGAGGACCGUGUGGCCUGUGCGCUGACCUUGCCCUUCAUUUGCCAGAAGCCCUCUCUGUGGCGCCGGCUACUUCUGGAACAGGGCGGCCUCCGACUCCUCCUCUCCGCGCUGAUGCGGCCCGCCCUGCUCCCGCUCUUCCUCUUCUUUGCUGCAGACUCCCUUUCCUGCCUCCACGGCCUGGUGUCUCCCACUGUGAGCCCCGCCCAGCCACCUGCAAGCCCCUGGGACAUAGACCCGUCCUCCCCUUGCCACUAUGAACCUCUGCUGGGCCCAGCUCCCAGCCCAGCCCCGGACCUGCACUUCCUCCUGGACUCUGGCCUGCGGCUCCCCGCCCAGCGAGCUGCCUCAUCUACUGCCUCCGCUUUCUUCCAGGCCCUGCUGGCUGACAGCUUUGCUGAAGCCCAGAUGGACCUGGUACCUCUUCGAGACCUAUUACCCAGCGCAGCCUGGCCUGUCAUGCAUCACCUGCAUGGCUGCCGGGGCUGUGGAGCAGCCCUGGGGCCCAUUCCCCCGCCAGGCCAGCCCCUGCUGGGCUCAGAGGCAGAGGAGGCACUGGAGGCUGCUGACCGUUUCCUGCUGCCUGGGCUGGAGGAGGAACUGGAAGAGGCUGUGGCUAUCCACCCGGGAUCCCAAGGUGGCCCAGAGUCAGUGGGUGAGGUAUUCGGCCUGGGCCGGCCUAGGCUGGCUGCCCACUGUGCACGCUGGAUCCUGGGGCCGGAGCAGUGCCCACGGAAGCGGGCUCUGGCCUUAGUGGGGCUGUCGGAGGCAGCAGGCGAGGGAGCAGGUCCCCUGACUGAGGCUUUACUGGCUGUGGUGAUGGGAGUUGAAGUGGGGAGCAGGGGUCCCAACCUAGACUCUUGA
Molecule: messenger RNA, 1164 nt
Organism: Myotis myotis
Lineage: Eukaryota; Metazoa; Chordata; Mammalia; Chiroptera; Vespertilionidae
Product: armadillo repeat-containing protein 5-like
Biological process (GO): anatomical structure morphogenesis
Cellular component (GO): cytosol
Source: RefSeq, a predicted model, not a curated record